Monoraphidium neglectum is the source of this 660-nucleotide messenger RNA. RefSeq names its product Ca2+ transporting ATPase,sarcoplasmic/endoplasmic reticulum. The record is from RefSeq and is a predicted model, not a curated record. Gene Ontology annotation, cellular component: membrane. Gene Ontology annotation, biological process: calcium ion transmembrane transport; intracellular calcium ion homeostasis. Gene Ontology annotation, molecular function: ATP binding; ATP hydrolysis activity; P-type calcium transporter activity. The annotation marks the transcript as partial. NCBI's taxonomy places the organism in Eukaryota, Viridiplantae, Chlorophyta, Chlorophyceae, Sphaeropleales, Selenastraceae. The transcript has 7 exons.
AUGAUUGGGGGCUCCCAGGCGCUGCGCUGCCUGGCGCUGGCCAUCCGCCCCCUGCCCGCCCACGGCGCCCGGCCCGGCGGCGGGCUGACCCACGCUGACGAGGCGGGGCUCACCUUCGUGGCGGUCGUGGCGAUGCACGACCCUCCGCGCCGCGAGUGCGCGGCGGCGCUGCAGACGUGCCGGGAGGCGGGCAUCCGGGUGGUGAUGGUCACCGGUGACAGCCCCGCCACGGCGGAGGCGGUGGGACGACAGGUGGGUGUGCUGGGUCUGGACGCCCACGCUGACAAGGACAAGAUCGUCUCCAUCACCGGUACCGAGUUCGACUCCCUCCCGGAGCAGCAGCAGCUCGACGCGGCGCGCAGCCUGGCGGUCUUCGCGCGCGUCGAGCCGCUGCACAAGCUGAGGCUGGUAGAGCUGCUGCGGAGACAGGGCCACGUAGUGGCGAUGACGGGCGACGGCGUGAACGACGCGCCGGCGCUGGUGCGCGCAGACAUCGGCAUCGGCAUGGGCAGCGGCACGGCGGUGGCGAAGCACGCGUCGGACAUGGUCCUGGCUGACGACAACUUUGCCACCAUCGUGGCGGCCGUGAGGGAGGGCCGCGCCAUCUACGCCAACACCAAGCAGUUCAUCCGCUACAUGAUCAGCUCAAACAUUGGGGAG